AUAAGCUGUAAUGUUUUGUUGCCAUUAUAUGUUAUAUUUGCCCUCUCUACUAUAAAGCAUAAAGGGUCAUUGCUUCAAGGGUUUAAGUAAUGCAAGUGAACUAUCUUUGUAGUGGGUCAUCAUGGUUGGUCUGUGGAUGCACACCUACAAUCUCAAGCAAACAUUUAACAAACACUUCACAGUUGCCAGAUCAAACUGACUGACUAACGAAAACUCCAGACAAAUCAAGGCCAUGUCUCUCCUCACUCAUGUCUUAUCCUGCCUGUUUGGAAUGGGCUCCUGGGUGACCAUUUGUGGGCUGUGGGUUGAACUGCCCCUCAUCGUCCCUCAGGUGCCUGAGGGCUGGUACCUUCCCUCCUAUCUAUCCAUCCUGACCCAGAUUGCUAAUGUUGGUCCUCUGUUUGUCACUCUGAUGCAUCAAUUCCAACCAGGAAAGCUCAAAGAAACCACUGUGAUCUACGUCAUUGUCAGUUUCGGGACCCUCACAAGCUUCCUCUUAGCUUUCUUCUGGAAGGAGACCGUUAUUAUACAAGGAGUCGAGCGCAGCAUUUAUCUCCUGAUCCUGACCUUUUUCAUAUCUACUGUGGACUGCACCUCUUCAGUGACUUUCUUACCAUUCAUGAUGACGCUCAAGUCAGUGUAUCUCACCACCUAUUAUAUAGGUGAAGGUUUGAGUGGACUGGUCCCAGCUGUAGUGGCCCUGAUUCAAGGAGUAGGUGUCAUGCAAUGUGUCAAUGGCACCCAAAACUUAAAUCUCAAUAAAACAAUCAAUGGGUCUUUGGACUCGACUUAUUACCUAAUACCGCACUACUUACCAGCCAAUUUCUCAGCUAAGGCUUUCUUUUUCUUCCUGGCAGCCAUGAUGUUUGUCUGCUUGGUAGCUUUCUUUCUUUUGAACAACCUUCCAGUAGUGGCUCGAGAACACUCAGUGAAUCUCAAAUACCAAGGUGCUGUUAGAAAGACAGACUUUACAAAGAAAAACAAAACACCAGAACAGAAGCCCAUGAUGAAUUCUCUAAAUCGCAUCCAGAAGUUCAGGGGGAUGUUUGGAAAGGGAACUUACAGUUGGGCACAAAUUUUCUACAUCUUCUUCAUCCUGGCCUGGGUGAAUGCUCUGACCAAUUCAGUGUUACUAUCAGUUCAGUCUUACUCAUGCCUACCUUAUGGAAACCGCGCUUAUCAUUGGUCUGCUACAAUGGCCUCCUUAGCAAACCCAGUGGCCUGCUUCAUUGCCAUGUUUUAUGCUCAAAGGUCUUUGGUGGUGAUGGGGAUUCUGACUGGUUUUGGCUCCGUUCUUGCUGUUUAUAUCAUGGCCAUGGCAGUGCUAAGUCCCUGUCCACUGCUGGUAAACCACAUUUCUGGAGCCGUUCUUAUAGUGGCAGCGUGGACAUUUUUUGUUUUCACACUGUCCUAUGUAAAGGUGAUGAUUGCAUUGAUCUUGCGUGAUGAAGGUCACAGCGCUCUCGUGUGGUGUGGCGCAGUAGUGCAGUUGGGUUCACUACUUGGAGCUGUGAUCAUGUUCCCUUUAGUUAAUGUGUAUGACCUUUUCUCUUCAGGAGACCCAUGUAGCACCAGGUGCUAACGUCAGUAUCUAGUAUAAUAUGUAUAUCACUAUCACCAAUAACUAUUUUAUAUAUAAAUGGAUAUAAAUGCAAUACAACGACAAGGAAUUAAAAAGGAAUGAAGUGCUUUCGUAUUAAUGAGUCUGCCUUUUGCUAUUAAAUAAUUCAAUGUGACCACUUGGUGGCGCUGUCUCCUGUAUUUUUAAUUUCUUUUAGCCUUAUAGUUUAGAUUUUUUUUUUGGCAUUUCAAGACAUAUUUUUUUAGGACAAAAUGUAUGCAAAAACGAGAUCGUUGAAAUAAAUCCAAGAGGAAAUUGGAAAUUAUUUGCCUUAUGCCUAAUAUUUAUUUGCCUAAUAUUUAAUUU
Tachysurus fulvidraco (yellow catfish) is the source of this 1927-nucleotide messenger RNA. RefSeq names its product riboflavin transporter 2 (gene slc52a3-2a). Bases 233 to 1582 code for a protein of 449 amino acids. The record is from RefSeq and is a predicted model, not a curated record. Gene Ontology annotation, biological process: riboflavin transport. The transcript is spliced from 5 exons. Gene Ontology annotation, cellular component: plasma membrane. Gene Ontology annotation, molecular function: riboflavin transmembrane transporter activity. Lineage: Eukaryota; Metazoa; Chordata; Actinopteri; Siluriformes; Bagridae.